AUGAAGCAAUUUUAUGAAGAGCAGGACGAUACGUCACGACAAGAUAUUGACGAGAUAUUUUCAGUACUGUCCGUGGUAAAAUUUGGAGGCUUCGAUGUACUUGAAACUUUGAAUCACACACAAGAAUAUUAUUCCAAAUACUCCUUCAUCAAUUUGAAUGACAUACUAAAUGAGACCCGAAGACCAUGCGAGGGAAUGUUCGAUGAAAAUGAUAAUAAUAGAUGUUGGUGGAGGAACAAUUUCUUCAACUGCUGUGAGGGUUUCGAGUUGCAACAAACCUCCCACGGGUACUGCUACUCCUUUAACUCUGAUGUCUCGGCAGAGAGUAAAAAGCUGUCGCUGAGUUAUGGCCUUUAUGACGACGAUAAUUUUUGGGUGGACUGGCGAGAGGAGAAAAGGCCGCGAAGAACGAUCACCGACGGCCCUUGGUCGGGGCUCCGAUUUACCAUCAAAACCCUUCCCAUUCCCGAUGGAGUCGACGCUGAGCAAGGCGUCUUGGUCCUGUUAGACGAUCCGAGCGCUUACAAUGCCCAGAAUGUAAUCUUCAUCAAGGAGGGUCUGUCGGGGGACAUAGAGGUGUGGGGGGACGCCGUGAAGACUAGCGAGCGCCUGGGGGCUGUGUCCGCCGAAAAAAGGAACUGCUUCUUCCCCUUCGAGACGAAGCGAAUGAACAGGGGCUACCUCCAGAAGAACUGUAUCACCGAAUGCUGUCUCGAUCACGCGGUAGAAUUUUGCAACUGCACGCCGGAUUUCAUGUUUCAACCCUUUGACGAAGGCAACGUCCGACCAGCUUGCGAUAUUAUGGGUUUGAUUUGUUUGAUGAAACACAACGUCGCACUGUCCAACGAAAGGCUGAAAUCGAAGUCACCACCUAUGCCCAUGGAGGAUGAAAGUAUACUUUGCGAUUGCCCGGAGGACUGCGAUGAGCAGAUGUACGACGCAAGUCUCUCCACGUCUAUAUCAACCGGAGGGGAAAACACAAUUCAAGUGGAUGUACAUUUCCGGAGCUCGUUCUGUAUCCAAUACCAAACGGAUCUGGUGUUCUCUUUUAUGGACGCUCUUAUCUCUUUCGGUAACAGUGCUGGCCUCUUCCUGGGAGUUUCCUUACUCGGUGUGGCUGAUAUCCUCCUCUUUUUUAUCAUCCGAUGCUUCCGGCUCUUCCGGUUUUUCCGAGCACUGCGGGUUCCGGUCAAAGUUGCAGUGUUGCAAGUUGAAGGACAUCUAUAG
Bemisia tabaci is the source of this 1227-nucleotide messenger RNA. Lineage: Eukaryota; Metazoa; Arthropoda; Insecta; Hemiptera; Aleyrodidae. The record is from RefSeq and is a predicted model, not a curated record.